CAAUGCUUCGGUCUCAAUGGUUGUUACCAUAGUUAAUAAUGGUAUAAGUGGACUGCAAAGGAAAGGAAAGGAAAGAGCGAUGAAGAAGGGAUGGGUUUUGAGCGUGGGAGUCAACGUGAUAUGUUUGGUUAUGGUUUGCGGUGCGAUCGAGUCCCCACAGUACACAGUUGUCCACUCCGAGUCCGAUUUCGAUAUCAGACUCUAUCGAACCUCUGUCUGGAUGUCCGCUCUUGCUUCUGACAUUUCCUUCCAGAAAGCCACCUUGAAUGGCUUCCACAGGUUGUUCCAGUUCAUAGAAGGUGCCAACCUUAAUUUCUCUCGAAUUCCAAUGACUGCUCCAGUGUUGACAAGCAUGGUACCUGGUGCUGGUCCCUUACAAUCCCAAGGCUAUUAUGUUAGUUUGUACUUGCCUGUUAAGUUCCAAGCCAACCCACCACUCCCACUUCCAGAGCUCAAUAUCAAGCCCUAUGAAUUCAGCAGCCACUGCAUUGCAGUGAGAAAGUUCUCUGGAUUUGCCAAGGAUGAGAGGAUUGUUAAAGAGGCAGAGAAGCUUGCCACCAGCCUCAGCAGGUCUCCAUGGGCUGAUUCAACUUCGUCCAAGGGUCAACGUGCUUAUUCAAUUGCACAAUACAAUACUCCUUUCCGGGUUAUUAAGCGCAGAAACGAGGUUUGGGUUGACAUUGAUGCUCCUGAAUUAGGCUGUAACUUGGUUGGUGCUGCAGCAUAUUGAAGAAAUGUUUUACUACUUGUGCUUGGAGUGAGUUACUCUCUCUUUAUCUCUUUAUAUCAUGUAAAUAUUCUGAAACAUAUAUAUUAUGCAUUGACUUGCAUGAAUUAUUAUUAGGAUUUGCAUUUUGUAUGUUGGUUUUUUUUUUUUUCACGUGAUCAUUUCAUGUGAAAAGAGAUCAAACUCACUUGAAAAUAUCAAAUCCAUUAAGAUGAAAUG
This is a messenger RNA of Gastrolobium bilobum, 946 nucleotides long. RefSeq lists its product as uncharacterized. Lineage: Eukaryota; Viridiplantae; Streptophyta; Magnoliopsida; Fabales; Fabaceae. The transcript is spliced from 2 exons. The record is from RefSeq and is a predicted model, not a curated record. Bases 17 to 730 code for a protein of 237 amino acids.